AGGUCAAUUUGGACGAAGCGAAAGCUAUAUUCUAUACUGAAUGGUCGAACGUGUUCGUCCAUAUAAAAAGGGACUGUUUGUUCUUCAAGGUAGAGAGAAUUGUGCCACUAACAAUACGAAGGUGUCGGGAAAAGCUGCGAGUUAGUAAUCUGUCCAGGGAAGAAGUUCCUAUUACUGCAGUCAUCGUUAUCCAAGUCACAUCAUUUUGACCUUAUGUAAUUAGGCAAUAGUCAUCGUCCAGGUCACCUGUUGACCUUAUUAAAUGGAGGGUAAUUUACCUGUGGGCACUUAGGCCCUUCUUCCUCUCACAUGCUGAUUUCGGACCGAGCGGGCCAGAGGUUUAAUCGGAAAGACAUCCGUUCCUGCGACUGGACAAAGUAGAUUUUGACAAAGAACCUUGCAGAAAACUGUGAAUGCUUAGGGUUUUGUCUAGGGUAUGCUAUAUUAAGCUUACCAUUCCUCACCUCAGUCAGAAAAGAUAUUUCCAGGCAAAGAUGAUUGAUUCCGUUGUAGAAGCAUAUAAAUCUGUUGCCAAAAUUAGUGAUCUCAAGAAAGCUCAGAUUUUGAGUGUGUCUUCAAAUGAAGAGGUUGGCAGUCAUGAUGUCGCAGUUCAGGUUACCUGGAGCUCACGGAAUCUGUCUUCCUUGGAGAGGACUUUAACUAAUUCAGUAUAUAUGGUUCAAGGAAAAAAUGUGAUUUCAUUCCCACCAAGUCCAGCUCAUAAGAAUGCGAUCCUUAGUCAGCAUAGUCCAACAGGAAGAAGAUCAGCAUAUGUCUUGACAUCUGAAAAGGACAAGGAGGCGGAAUGCAUAAUGAUCGUUGAGAAAGAUGGGUCAAUGGUGUCUUUUGACCUCAAGGCUGCAGAGAAGCAUGGCAAGGUAUAUGCAGAUGGAGAAUUCGCUUGCCUUGAGUGGUCAGCAGAUGAAACCAAGCUGAUUUACAUAGCUGAAAAGAAAAAGCCAAAACCGACUAAUUUUCUGGUACAGCCCAAAAGUAGCAAUGGUGAAGACACGAGAGGUCAAGAAUUUCAGUUUGUAGAUGACUGGGGUGAACAGCUGGAAGGUAAACAUAAGGGAGUAGUGUGCAUUCUUGAUACAGUAUCAGGGGAAGUCAAAAGUCAUGAGCUUCCAAAUGAGCUUUGUCCUGGACAGUUAGUCUGGGCUCCGAGGGAUGAGGGUAUCAUUGGCGUUGCAUUUGUCAGCACACCUUAUCGUCUUGGUCUCAUUUACUGCCCAAAUAGGGAGUCCAAGCUCUUCCACAUGGAUAUGGAAGGCAACUUUAGUGAAAUAUCAAAAGGUUGUAGCAAUAUAAGAACACCCAGAGUGAGUCCAGAUGGUACGAAAAUUGCCUUCUUGCGUUCAGUAGUUGGAGGACCUCAUGCCAAAUGUGCGCAGCUUUGUCUCGUUUCCUGGCCUAGUAAAGAGGAAAAAGUCGUAAUUGACAUUGUUCCUAGAACAAUGGUCAUUGAAGAAGGCUACAGCUUCAAAGGCAUUUACGGCUACAGUGGCAUUCCUCAACGCUGUUGGCUUAGUGAUAGCAGACGUAUUGCAUUUUCAUCUUAUCACCAAGAUAAUAUACUGCCAUAUAUUGUAAAUAUUGACACUGGUGCCAUUACAGUGUUACCACACAUUGGUAGCUAUUCUGUGGUAGAUGUAUGUAAUGACUGGUUGCUGGUGGAUGCCUCUUUUCUAAAUCGUCCAAAUCAAUUAUACCUCGGACACAUUCCUGCUGAAGGACAGGAAAGACAGAUAAAACUGAAUGAGGUAACUGAGCGACGAGAAAUUGAUGGAAUUCCCAUUCACUAUCGCAGUCAUUUUGACUUUGUGAAUGACAUUCCCCAUCCUGAUCCAAAGUAUUCUGAUAUACCAAUUUCAGUCAUAUAUUACGGUCCAGUCUCUUUACAAGAAGGCAAACCAAAGAGACCCUUGAUAUGCUGGCCCCAUGGAGGGCCACACUCUACUGCUACCAAUGUCUACAAUGCAUUACCUGCUUUCUUUGUGAAACUAGGGUAUUCCAUUGUUUUUCCUAAUUACCGUGGAUCACUAGGAUUUGGAGAAGAUGGGGUGAAUGCUCUGCCUGGCUACUGUGGAACCGUUGAUGUGUCUGAUGUGCACAAGGCCACUCUUUUAUGUUUAGAGAGGUUCAAGGAUGUCCUUGAUCCUAACCAAGUAUUCCUGUGCGGUGGUUCACAUGGAGGUUAUUUAGUUACACAAUUGGCUGCACAGUAUCCAGGUACAUAUAGUGCCAUUGCCAGUAGAAACCCAUCCUGUGAUUAUCCCUCGGCUAUAGUCAACAAGGAUAAUCCUGAUUUGACAUUUGUAGAAACUGGCUUCCCAUUCACACAUGGAAAGAUCCCUGAUGCAGCAAUUCUCGGUAAGAUGUUUGAGAUGUCCCCUACGAGGCAUAUUGAAAACUUGAAAACACCAGUGCUGUUCCUCAUCGGUAAAAACGACAGGCGCGUUCCUCCUGCUGGUGGCAUUUUCUUACACAAAAUGUUAUUGGCUCGCGGUGUUGAAACAAAACUUCACAUCUAUGAUGACUGCCACCCUUUGAGUAAAGUGGAUGUGGAACUGGAUGGGAUGAUCCACACUGCCCUUUGGUUUGAAAAGUACAGACAGAAGUAAUUUGCUUUCAUUUUUCGAACCUUGAAUGACUUUUCAUUUACCUUUUUUGGGGAGAUGGGAGAGAUAUAAUGGGGGCUCUGAUUGUUCGUUAUACACAGUCCAAAUCAUGCAUAUAGAUAUGUAAAAUUUUUUAUUUGUACCAUUUGAAUUUCUAAAAAAGAGUUUUUGGAAGAA
Molecule: messenger RNA, 2798 nt
Organism: Macrobrachium nipponense
Lineage: Eukaryota; Metazoa; Arthropoda; Malacostraca; Decapoda; Palaemonidae
Product: acylamino-acid-releasing enzyme-like
Exons: 18
Coding region: 414-2624 (736 amino acids)
Biological process (GO): proteolysis
Molecular function (GO): serine-type endopeptidase activity
Source: RefSeq, a predicted model, not a curated record